This is a messenger RNA of Chlorocebus sabaeus (green monkey), 3281 nucleotides long. RefSeq names its product TATA-box binding protein associated factor 4 (gene TAF4). Lineage: Eukaryota; Metazoa; Chordata; Mammalia; Primates; Cercopithecidae. Gene Ontology annotation, cellular component: transcription factor TFIID complex. The record is from RefSeq and is a predicted model, not a curated record. Gene Ontology annotation, biological process: transcription initiation at RNA polymerase II promoter; DNA-templated transcription. Gene Ontology annotation, molecular function: protein heterodimerization activity; DNA binding; RNA polymerase II general transcription initiation factor activity.
AUGGCGGCGGGCUCGGAUCUGCUGGACGAGGUCUUCUUCAACAGCGCGAGGUGGACGAAAGUGGUGAGCGACCUGCGGGCCUGCUCGAGUCGCAGCGCCGCGGCCAGCGCGGCCCACCACCACCGACACCUCGCGCCGCGCAAUGCGCCCGAGGUGCAAUGCGCCGGCGCGCUCGGGAACCAUGUAGAGCGGCAGCCUGGCCGGAGCCGCGGCGCAGGGCCGGCCGCCCCGCCGAGGGCGCGUUCCGGAGCGGCGCCGGAGCUGCCCCCGCAGGUAGAGCGCGGCCGGGGGCGGGGGUCGCGGCGCCUGGCCCCCUCACCGCGCCGCCCCCGGCCUCCGCAAAUCGGCGCCGCCGCCGCGAAGCCGAGGCCGCCGCCCGAGGGCAGCGCGGGGGCCUGCGCCCCGGUGCCCGCCGCCGCCGCCGUCGCCGCGGGGCCCGAGCUCGCCCCCGCCGGCCCCGCCAAGCCCGCCGGCCCCACCGCGCUGGCCGCCCGCGCCGGCCCUGGUUCCGGGCCCGGCCCCGCCCUGGCCCUGGCGCCCGCCGGCCCCGGCGCCGCGCAAACUUUGGUGGCUUCUGCGCUGCUGAACUCGCACCACGCCGCCGCACCUGCUGUCAGCCUGGUCAACAACGGCCCCGCGCUGCUGCCGCUGCCCAAGCCCGCCGCCCCGACUGCCGUCGUCAUCCAGACGCCCUUCGUGGGCGCCGCCGCGCCCCCGCGCCCGCCGCGCCCUUCGCCCCCGCCGCCUCCGCGCCCGCCGCCCCGCCGCCGCCCCGCCCCCGCACCCCCGCGCCCGCCACUCCUGGCGGUUGCCCGGCCACCCUGCCGAUUCCCGACCGCCGCGCCCGCCAGGCCGCCCCACAGCUCCAGCUCGGCAGCAGCGCCGGGCAGCCCCACCCCCGCCCCGGCCGCCGGGGGCCCCGCGGGGGUCAGCGGCCAGCCCGGGCCUGGCGCGGCGGCUGCGGCGCCAGCGCCGGGGGUCAAGGCCGAGUCGCCCAAGACGGUGGUGCAGGCGGCGCCCCCGGCGGCGCAGACCCUGGCGGCCAGCGGCCCGGCCAGCACGGCUGCCAGCAUGGUCAUCGGGCCAACUAUGCAAGGGGCGCUGCCCAGCCCCGCCGCCGUCCCACCGCCCGCCCCCGGGACCCCCACCGGGCUGCCCAAAGGCACGGCCGGCGCAGUGACCCAGAGCCUGCCCCGGACGCCCACGGCCACCACCAGCGGGAUCCGGGCCACCCUGACACCCACCGUGCUGGCCCCCCGCCUGCCGCAGCCGCCUCAGAACCCGACCAACAUCCAGAACUUCCAGCUACCCCCAGGAAUGGUCCUCGUCCGAAGUGAGAAUGGGCAGUUGUUAAUGAUUCCUCAGCAGGCCUUGGCCCAGAUGCAGGCGCAGGCCCAUGCCCAGCCUCAGACCACCAUGGCGCCCCGCCCUGCCACCCCCACAAGUGCCCCUCCCGUCCAGAUCUCCACCGUACAGGCACCUGGAACACCUAUCAUUGCACGGCAGGUGACCCCAACUACCAUAAUUAAGCAAGUGUCUCAGGCCCAGACAACGGUGCAGCCCAGUGCAACCCUGCAGCGCUCGCCCGGCGUCCAGCCUCAGCUCGUUCUGGGUGGCGCUGCCCAGACGGCUUCACUUGGGACGGCAACGGCUGUUCAGACGGGGACUCCUCAGCGCACGGUUCCAGGGGCAACCACCACUUCCUCAGCUGCCACGGAAACUAUGGAAAACGUGAAGAAAUGUAAAAAUUUCCUAUCUACGUUAAUAAAACUGGCUUCAUCUGGCAAGCAGUCUACAGAGACAGCAGCUAAUGUGAAAGAGCUCGUGCAGAAUUUACUGGAUGGAAAAAUCGAAGCAGAAGAUUUCACAAGCAGGUUAUACCGAGAACUUAAUUCUUCACCUCAACCUUACCUUGUGCCUUUCCUGAAGAGGAGCUUACCCGCCUUGAGACAGCUGACUCCCGACUCCGCGGCCUUCAUCCAGCAGAGCCAGCAGCAGCCGCCACCACCCGCCUCGCAGGCCACCACUGCGCUCACGGCUGUGGUGCUGAGUAGCUCAGUCCAGCGCACGGCCGGGAAGACGGCGGCCACCGUGACCAGUGCCCUCCAGCCCCCUGUGCUCAGCCUCACGCAGCCCACGCAGGUCGGCGUCGGCAAGCAGGGCCAACCCACACCGCUGGUGAUCCAGCAGCCUCCGAAGCCAGGAGCCCUGAUCCGGCCUCCGCAGGUGACGUUGACGCAGACACCCAUGGUCGCCCUGCGGCAGCCUCACAACCGGAUCAUGCUCACCACGCCUCAGCAGAUCCAGCUGAACCCGCUGCAGCCAGUCCCUGUGGUGAAACCCGCUGUGUUACCUGGAACCAAAGCCCUUUCCGCUGUCUCGGCACAAGCAGCUGCUGCACAGAAAAAUAAACUCAAGGAGCCUGGGGGAGGUUCGUUUCGGGACGAUGAUGACAUUAAUGAUGUUGCAUCAAUGGCUGGAGUAAACCUGUCAGAAGAAAGUGCGAGAAUAUUAGCCACCAACUCUGAAUUGGUGGGUACGCUAACGCGGUCCUGUAAAGAUGAAACCUUCCUCCUCCAAGCGCCUUUGCAGAGAAGAAUAUUAGAAAUAGGUAAAAAACAUGGUAUAACGGAAUUACAUCCAGAUGUAGUAAGUUAUGUAUCACAUGCCACGCAACAAAGGCUACAGAAUCUUGUAGAGAAAAUAUCAGAAACGGCUCAGCAGAAGAACUUUUCUUACAAGGAUGACGACAGAUACGAGCAGGCGAGUGAUGUCCGGGCACAGCUCAAGUUUUUUGAACAGCUCGAUCAAAUCGAAAAACAGAGGAAGGACGAACAGGAGCGGGAGAUCCUGAUGAGGGCAGCAAAGUCUCGGUCAAGACAAGAAGAUCCAGAACAGUUAAGGCUGAAACAGAAGGCAAAGGAGAUGCAGCAACAGGAACUGGCACAAAUGAGACAGCGGGACGCCAACCUCACAGCACUAGCAGCUAUCGGGCCCAGGAAAAAGAGGAAAGUGGACUGUCCGGGACCGGGCUCGGGAGCAGAGGGGUCGGGCCCCGGCUCGGUGGUCCCAGGCAGCUCGGGGGUCGGAGCCCCCAGACAGUUCACGCGACAAAGAAUCACGCGGGUCAACCUCAGGGACCUCAUAUUUUGUUUAGAAAAUGAACGUGAGACAAGCCAUUCACUGCUGCUCUACAAAGCAUUCCUUAAGUGACACAGGAGGACGCCUGGGGACUUUUUAUAUAUUUGCAGAUUACGCCUUUUUGUAACAAGCAAAUGGGA